GCAAGAGGCAACACUGACAGCCUCCUCCCAGUCCCAGGCCAAGGCCAUGCCCGACUCGCAAUAAUUCCGAGCCCAGGACGCCGCAGUCGCCAUACUCCCCCGAGACCGAGACGGCGCAUUGGAUGCUCUCCCUCUCUCUCUCCCUCUCUCCAUUAUCGGAGGUCGGAGGAGGAACGCCCAUUCAUUCAUUUCCCCAAGCCAAAAACAAGGAAACAAGCCAGAAAAAACAAGUGUUUUUUGGUCGCUGCCCGCAUUCGCAGAGACGGCAGUGUUUUUGGUCCUGCACUGCUGCCUGCGCUCGCUUGCCUCGCCUUCCAGAAGAGGGAGAGAGAGAGAGGCACAUGGUUCUUGAGGGAUCCUUGCUUGUUGCUUCUUGGUAGCCCUGGGCCGGGCGGACGGACGGACAUUGCCGUCUCCUUCUUCCUUGGCGCCUUGGCGGCGGCACUGGGGGGGACUAAGCUAAUCCGGCAAUGAGGAAGCACGGAUGGCAGCUGCCCUACCACCCUCUCCAGGUGGUGGCGAUAGCCGUGUUCGCGGCGCUGGGUUUCGCCUUCUACGUCUUCUUCCUGCCGUUUGUGGGGAGCAAGACCGCGCAGAACGUGGCCAUGGGUCUCUACACCCCCUUGAUUACAUGCGUUGUCAUGCUGUACAUAUGGUGCGCUGCGACGAAUCCUGGUGACCCUGGCAUUUCCAAACCGUCGAAGCAUUUGAAAUUAGAUAAGGAUGGACAGCAGUCCCAGAUAAAUUCAGACCACGGAUUAAGUCAAGGAGGGAGGUCGUUGAGUGAAGGGUUUAAUGCUGUUGAUAACAGUGAGAAGCUGAGCAGCAUGCUGGAGAGAAAGGACUCACCUUCUUGGCCCAAAUGUUCUGAACUGCUCUGUUUAGUCUGUUUGCCAUUUUCCUGCCUUUGCAAAAGAUGCCUGCAUCCGGAGGAUCGACUUUCAGAGCAAAAUAUGAGUGAAGAAGGCAUGUUCUUCUGCAGCUUAUGUGAAGCAGAGGUAUUGAAGAACAGUAAGCAUUGUAGAGUGUGUGACAAAUGUGUUGAUGGCUUUGAUCAUCAUUGCAGAUGGCUCAACAAUUGCAUUGGGAAAAGGAACUAUAAAGGGUUCUUCAUUCUAAUGGCUUCUGCUGUUCUCCUGCUUGUAGUGCAGUGGUUGUCAGGAGUCCUUGUGAUAAUUCUGUGCAUUGUGAAGCGAGGAGAGUUCUCCAAACAGAUUGACUCAAAGCUAGGGAGCAGCUUCUCAACUGUUGCAUUUGUAGUUGUUGUGGCUACUUGCACAAUACUAGCAAUGAUUGCGACUGUACCACUUGCUCAACUUCUAUGCUUCCAUAUUCUUCUUAUCAAGAAGGGAAUUAGCACGUAUGACUACAUCAUAGCUUUGAGGGAGCAAGAGGAGGAUCAGCAAGAAGAGGUUGCUGGGCACCAAAGUCCACAGAUGUCUAUUAUUAGUUCUGUUACUGGCUUCAGCACGGCAAGUUCUUUUGGUCCACUUCAUCGUGGUUCAUGGUGUACUCCACCACGAUUAUUCCUUGAAGAUCAGUUUGAUGUCAUUCCUCCAGAGAUUGGCAUGUCACAGAACUCAGGAAGCAAGAAAAUGAAGGUAGUGGAAGGAGCAAGAAGAAGAAAUGGAACAGUAAAAAUCAGUCCCUGGACACUGGCACGCCUUAAUGCAGAGGAAGUGUCAAAGGCAGCUGCACAGGCAAAGAAGAAAUCUAAGAUUCUGAAACCAAUUGCGAGACAAGACCCUCCGGUUGUCCAUGAGAACAGGAGGGGGCGAUUCCAUUCUGAACUCUCUCUUGACCCCCUUGCAAGGCUAUCUGCAAGCGGUACCGAAAGCAACUCCAGCGAUGCCGCGAUGGAAGCAUCUGCCAGUCUAGCCCCAUUACAGCUUGAAGCAAGGAGUGCUUUUCAACCAAGUACUGCAGCAUCCUCCAGAAUUGCUGCCUCAUCACCUGAAAGUAGCUUUGGUUCACCUGAUCUGCACCCCUUCCGCAUUUCUACUUCCACAGCUGAUGAGAUGCAGGUCGUCAUGCCACAUCCAGCUCAGAAUCACAUUGAGUUUACAAGAUCGACUAGUGAUGGGUAUGAAGCGUCGGGAGGCGAAGACUCUGACCGCAUCCCUUCAAGAAUCGUGCACAGAUCGUCCAAUUGGGCUAACUCAAUUCUUCAUUCCGGUCAGGCAGGCUUGGCGCCUGAUCAGUGCAUGCCAUCGUCCGAAGGGUUUCUUAGUAACACCAGGUCAAGUUAGCUAGAUAUGCCUUGUUCCCAAUCUCCAGCCGGAAUCAUAUGAAGAACCUGGGUGGUGUUGGUUACUUGAUCCUUAGUAUCGCUGAAUAUGGCACAUCAAUGCUGGCAGAACAUUUGUUAGUUUAUGGUCUAGGAUUAGAUUUUGUUAGUGAUUCAUGCGUAGUUCAUUUGAUGUUAAUGCAUUCAAUACUUCUAAUGUGCUCACUGUUACUUACAGUCGCAUUGUCUCCUGUAUUGGCAAAUGUGAAAGCGAGAUUUCAUACAAAUUGCAGUCGUUUAGCUCUGUAUUAUGUU
Molecule: messenger RNA, 2542 nt
Organism: Brachypodium distachyon (stiff brome)
Lineage: Eukaryota; Viridiplantae; Streptophyta; Magnoliopsida; Poales; Poaceae
Product: probable protein S-acyltransferase 22
Exons: 9
Coding region: 471-2249 (592 amino acids)
Biological process (GO): peptidyl-L-cysteine S-palmitoylation; protein targeting to membrane
Cellular component (GO): Golgi apparatus; endoplasmic reticulum
Molecular function (GO): protein-cysteine S-palmitoyltransferase activity
Source: RefSeq, a predicted model, not a curated record